AUCACAUUAUUAUACCUCCAAUUAGAAUGAAAGAAUCUGAUUGGUUGAUGAGGAAACAAUAAAAUUAGCUUAUGACCCAUUCUUGUGUCACAUGACCAUUUAUGACUUGAUUGUUGCAGGAGUAUGAGGUAUUGACCGGUCAUUAAUAUUAUUGACCGCAGAACCUGACCUGUGCAUUAAAAAAAAAUGGCGGAACAUAUUACCGCUUCGUUAUUUCUUCACGUUUACCAUGUUUACUUUACUGUUUUUAGAUAAAGACUAUAACUCAUUAACUUUACGUUAUUCGUUAGAAAUAAGAUAUAGACUAUAACAUUGUGUACUACGUCAUUUCCCAUGUGUGAUUUGUCGUCUGUUUACGAAAACGAUGGCUGGUGAAUCAAGAUUUGCAACUUUGAGUAGUGAGGAACUACAAGCGAUCCUAGAGAACCGCGAUAGUUCUAACACAAAACAAUGUAUAGAUUCAGCGAAACGAAUUUUCAUUACAUACUGCACUGAAAAGGGACUGAUAGUGGACAACGUACUGCAAAAAACAAAAGGUGAAAUUGCUGAAAUUCUGAUCAACUUUUACGCUGAACUCAGAAGAAAAGAUGGUGAAUUGUAUAGUAGAUCUUCCAUGAUCAGCAUCAGGUUUGGUUUGCAGAGAUUUUUCCAAAAAAUUAACUAUGACAUUAUUAAUGACCCAGAUUUUCGUCUAUCAAACGAAAUGUUCAAGGCAGUUUUGACAAACAUCAAACGAACUGGAAAGGGAACCACUCAGCACAAGGAAGUUAUCAGCGAUGCUGACAUGGCAACAUUGUAUAGCAGCGGCGUCCUAACCGGAAAGAGUCCGCAGGGGUUGCAGUAUAAAGUUUUUCUUGAUGUGAUGUUCUACACAUGUAGAAGAGGAAGGGAAAAUUUGAGAAGUAUGAAGAAAACUGAUUUUGUUUUGAGGACAGAUGGCCAAGGAAGGAGAUACUAUCUAAAUGUCGCUCAGUAUGAAACCAAAAAUCACAGAGGAAGUGAUGUUAAUGACUAUGAUGCAUCUUCAGCAAGAAUAUAUGAAAUACCAGGUGAUGAGAAGUGCCCUGUGUCUAGCCUGGAGAAAUACCUUGCAAAGCUGAAUCCAAAUUGUGAAAGUUUUUGGCAGAGACCGAAGCGCCAUAUCAAAGAUUCGGAUGCUGUUUGGUAUGAUAAUUCUCCAGUAGGUCAUAACACUUUGGGAAAUUUUAUGAAAACAAUUUCUAUGAAAGCUGAACUCUCAACUCUGUAUACAAACCACUGCAUACGUGCCACGUGUAUUACUAGUUUGGAUCAGCGUGGGAUAGAAGCUAGACAUAUCAUGUCUGUAAGUGGACAUAAGUCGGAAACCUCGAUAAAAAGCUAUUCAAGAUGUGUAAGUGAAUCCAAAAAGCAAGAAAUGUUUGAUGUUUUAUCAUCUGUGGUUUAUCCAUCACCAAAGCUAGGGCUAGAAAACCCAGUAGUUCCAACACAUUCUAGUACCGAUACUUCAGAAACUCAGCUCUUGGAUUUAAAUAACUGUGAACUUGAGACUGUCAGUACCGAAAAAUUGCUUUCUGAAGUCCUGGUUGAUGAAAAUAGUUCAGAUUUGUUUGUUCCAGAAGAAAAAGAGAAUGUUAAAGUUGACAAAAUGCCUCAAAACUCUUGUGGUCCAGUAUUUAGAAAUGUCGGACAAGUGCAUAUUCACUAUUAUGUAGGAAAGGAACAACAAAAGUAAAGAUAAUGUAAAGUUCUUUAUUGGACUUUUG
Molecule: messenger RNA, 1745 nt
Organism: Saccostrea cuccullata (small rock oyster)
Lineage: Eukaryota; Metazoa; Mollusca; Bivalvia; Ostreida; Ostreidae
Exons: 2
Coding region: 365-1714 (449 amino acids)
Biological process (GO): DNA integration; DNA recombination
Molecular function (GO): DNA binding
Source: RefSeq, a predicted model, not a curated record